CUGAGGGGAGGAGCGAAGGCUGCGGUGGUGUCCGGCUUGAGCACACGUUGCAUCGUCUCUCUUCCAGCCCAACUCCGGGAAGGCGGCCGGCCGGGUGGACCCGCACGCUGGACGAUGGCGGCGCUGAGCCUCACGGUGGACGCCGGAGCCCCUCCGCUGGAAGCUCUGCUGGCAGCAGAACAUGUGAAAGGUGAUGUCAGCGUUUCUGUGGAAGAAGGGAAAGAGAAUCUUCUUCGUGUUUCUGAAAAUGUGGUGUUCACUGACGUAAAUUCCAUCCUGCGCUAUUUAGCAAGGGUUGCAACUACUGCUGGGCUCUAUGGCACCAACCUGAUGGAACACACCGAGAUUGAUCACUGGUUGGAGUUUAGUGCUACGAAAUUGUCUUCAUGUGAUUUGUUUACUUCUGCAGUGGACGAGCUCAAUCAUUGCCUGUCUCUGAGAACAUACUUGGUUGGAAACUCCUUGACCUUAGCAGAUUUGUGUGUUUGGGCCACCCUAAAAGGAAAUGCUGUGUGGCAGGAACAGUUGAAACAGAACAAAACUCCCAUCCAUGUUAAACGCUGGUUUAGCUUUCUUGAAGCCCAUCAGGCCUUCCGUUCAGUUGGUGCCAAGUGGGAUGUUUCAGCAAACAAAGCUAGAGUGGUACCUGACAAAAAACAAGAUAUUGGGAAAUUUGUUGAGCUUCCAGGUGCGGAGAUGGGAAAGGUCACCGUCAGGUUUCCUCCAGAGGCCAGUGGUUACUUACACAUUGGGCAUGCAAAAGCUGCUCUUCUGAACCAGCACUACCAGGUUAACUUUAAAGGGAAACUGAUCAUGAGAUUUGAUGACACAAAUCCUGAAAAGGAAAAGGAAGAUUUUGAGAAGGUUAUCUUGGAAGAUGUUGCGAUGUUACACAUUAAACCAGAUCAGUUUACUUAUACAUCAGAUCACUUUGAAACUAUAAUGAAAUAUGCAGAGAAAUUAAUUCAAGAAGGGAAGGCUUAUGUGGAUGACACUCCUGCAGAGCAGAUGAAAGUGGAACGUGAGCAGAGGACAGAAUCCAGACAUAGGGAAAACUCUGUUGAGAGGAAUCUACAAAUGUGGGAAGAAAUGAAAAAAGGAAGUCAGUUUGGUCAGUCCUGCUGCUUACGAGCAAAGAUUGACAUGAGUAGCAACAAUGGGUGCAUGAGGGACCCAACCCUCUACCGCUGCAAAAUUCAACCACACCCAAGAACUGGUAAUAAGUACAAUGUUUAUCCAACGUACGAUUUCGCCUGCCCUAUAGUGGACAGCAUUGAAGGUGUGACUCAUGCCUUGAGAACAACGGAAUACCAUGACAGAGAUGAGCAGUUUUAUUGGAUCAUUGAAGCUUUAGGCAUACGAAAACCAUAUAUCUGGGAAUAUAGUCGCUUAAAUCUCAACAACACAGUGCUGUCCAAAAGAAAGCUCACCUGGUUUGUCAACGAAGGCCUAGUGGAUGGAUGGGAUGACCCUCGAUUUCCUACAGUUCGUGGUGUUCUGAGAAGAGGCAUGACAGUGGAGGGGCUGAAACAGUUCAUCGCUGCACAGGGCUCCUCACGGUCUGUUGUGAAUAUGGAGUGGGACAAAAUCUGGGCAUUUAACAAAAAGGUCAUUGACCCAGUGGCUCCGAGAUACGUUGCAUUACUGAAGAAAGAGGUGAUCCCAGUGUACGUCCCUGAAGCUCGGGAGGAAAUGAAAGAAGUGGCCAGACACCCCAAGAAUCCUGAUGUUGGCUUGAAGCCUGUGUGGUAUAGUCCCAAGGUUUUCAUAGAAGGGGCUGAUGCAGAGACUUUCUCAGAGGGUGAGAUGGUCACAUUUAUAAACUGGGGCAACAUCAACAUUACUAAAAUACACAAAAAUGCAGAUGGAAAAAUUCUGUCUCUAGAUGCAAAAUUGAACUUGGAAAACAAAGACUACAAGAAAACCACCAAGAUCACUUGGCUUGCUGAGACUUCACAUACGCCCCCUGUUCCAGCAGUCUGUGUCACUUAUGAGCACUUGAUCACGAAGCCAGUGCUGGGGAAGGAUGAGGACUUCAAGCAGUAUGUGAACAGGGACAGCAAGCAUGAAGAACUAAUGUUGGGGGAUCCCUGCCUUAAGGAUUUGAAAAAAGGAGACAUUAUCCAACUUCAGCGAAGAGGGUUCUUCAUAUGUGAUCAGCCUUAUGAACCUGUUAGCCCGUAUAGCUGCAAAGAAGCCCCAUGCGUCUUGAUAUACAUACCUGAUGGACACACAAAGGAAAUGCCAAAAUCCGGGUCAAAGGAAAAGACCAAAGUAGAAACAACAAGAAAGGAGACUCUUUCUCCUCUUAAGGAAAAACUAGCAGCAUCUCUGAAUAACUCUUGUGCUACAACGGAGGAUUCCUCGGUCCUUUACAAGAGAGUGGCUGUUCAGGGGGAUGUGGUACGGGAACUGAAAGCCAAGAAGGCAGCAAAGGAAGACGUGGAUGCAGCUGUGAAACAGCUUUUGGCUUUGAAAGCUGAAUAUAAAGAGAAAACUGGCCAGGAAUAUAAACCUGGAAAUCCCCCUGCUGCAGUACUACAGAAUGUUUCUACUAAAUCAUCAAGCGCUGUGGAAAACACAUCUCUGUAUGAUAAAGUUGCUGCCCAAGGGGAGGUGGUUCGAAAGCUGAAAGCUGAAAAGGCUCCUAAGGCCAAAGUAAAUGAAGCUGUAGAAUGCUUACUGUCCCUGAAAGCUGAGUAUAAAGAAAAAACUGGGAAGGACUAUGUCCCUGGUCAACCCCCAUCAUCUCAGAGCUCAAAUCCAAGUCUUGGGAGCAAUGCUGAUCCUGCUGGUCCAGAGACACCAGAAGCCAAAGUACUGUUUGACCAAGUGGCUUGUCAAGGAGAAGUAGUUCGAAAACUUAAAGCUGAAAAAGCCUCUAAGGAUCAAGUAGAUGCAGCUGUACAGGAACUCCUUCAGCUGAAGGCGCAGUACAAGUCUCUGACAGGAGUUGAGUAUAAGCCUGUGACUGCCACUGGGGCCGAGGACAAAGAUAAGAAGAAGAAAGAAAAAGAAAAUAAAUCUGAAAAGCAGAAUAAGCCUCAGAAACAAAAUGAUGGCCAAGGGAAAGACUCUUCCAGAAACCAAGGGAGUGGCGGGCUGUCACCGAGUGGAGCAGGAGAAGGACAGGGACCCAAGAAACAGACUAGAUUGGGUCUUGAAGCAAAAAAAGAAGAAAAUCUGGCAGAAUGGUACUCUCAAGUCAUCACAAAAUCAGAAAUGAUUGAAUACUAUGAUGUAAGUGGCUGCUAUAUUCUCCGCCCCUGGUCAUAUUCCAUUUGGGAAUCCAUUAAGGACUUCUUUGAUGCUGAGAUCAAGAAACUUGGCGUUGAAAACUGCUAUUUCCCCAUAUUUGUGUCUCAAGGUGCAUUAGAGAAAGAGAAGACUCACAUUGCUGACUUUGCCCCUGAGGUUGCUUGGGUCACAAGAUCUGGUAAGACAGAGCUGGCUGAGCCAAUUGCCAUCCGUCCUACUAGUGAAACAGUAAUGUAUCCCGCGUAUGCAAAAUGGGUGCAGUCACACAGAGACCUGCCCAUCAGGCUCAAUCAGUGGUGUAAUGUGGUGCGCUGGGAGUUCAAGCACCCACAGCCUUUCCUCCGCACACGUGAGUUCCUCUGGCAGGAAGGACACAGUGCCUUUGCUACCUUUGAGGAGGCAGCUGAAGAGGUGUUGCAGAUCCUUGAACUCUAUGCUCAAGUGUAUGAAGAGCUCUUGGCAAUCCCUGUUGUGAAGGGAAGAAAGACAGAGAAGGAGAAGUUUGCAGGAGGAGACUACACGACCACAAUAGAAGCCUUCAUCUCUGCUAGUGGGCGGGCCAUCCAGGGAGCGACAUCACAUCAUUUAGGCCAGAAUUUUUCCAAAAUGUGUGAAAUAAUAUUUGAAGAUCCAAAGACACCAGGAGAGAAACAGUUUGCAUACCAAUGUUCCUGGGGCCUGACAACUCGAACUAUAGGUGUUAUGAUCAUGGUUCAUGGAGAUAACAUGGGCUUAGUGUUACCACCCCGUGUAGCCUGCGUUCAGGUGGUGGUCAUUCCUUGUGGCAUCACGAACGCCCUGUCUGAGGACGACAGAGAGGCGCUGAUGGCAAAGUGCAGUGAAUAUCAAAGGCGGUUGCUCAGCGCCAACAUUCGCGUUCGAGUUGAUCUCCGAGACAAUUAUUCUCCAGGCUGGAAAUUCAAUCACUGGGAGCUCAAGGGUGUUCCAAUCAGACUGGAAGUGGGGCCACGGGAUAUGAAAACCUGUCAAUUUGUAGCUGUCAGGCGAGACACUGGAGAGAAGCUGACAAUUGCUGAAAAGGAGGCCGAGACUAAACUUCAAGCCAUUUUGGAAGACAUCCAGCUUAACCUCUUCACAAGAGCCUCUGAAGACCUGAGGACUCACAUGGUUGUGGCUAACACUCUGGAAGACUUCCAGAAAGCACUGGAUUCCGGAAAGAUUGCACAGAUUCCAUUCUGUGGGGAAAUUGACUGUGAAGACUGGAUCAAGAAGACCACUGCCAGGGAUCAAGAUGUGGAGCCUGGUGCGCCUUCCAUGGGAGCUAAAAGCCUUUGCAUUCCUUUCAAACCACUGUGUGAACUGCAGCCUGGAGCCAAGUGCAUCUGCGGCAAGAACCCUGCCAAGUUCUACACCUUGUUUGGUCGGAGUUACUAAAGGAUAAAGCAGAAGCCGCUGCAGUUCUUAAAACAAUUGGUACUAGAACCUUCUCAGAUACAGUUUUUUGAUUUUUUUUAAAAAUAAAAGUUCUAAAAAGAGGUCACAUGAGAUAAACAACUAUUCUUAUGUCUAAAGUAAUAGUGGAAAAUCUUUUCUGUAAACAACCCUGCUAAUAAAUACCAUGAACUGAUAA
Messenger RNA from Nannospalax galili (Upper Galilee mountains blind mole rat), 4849 nucleotides. RefSeq names its product glutamyl-prolyl-tRNA synthetase (gene Eprs1). NCBI's taxonomy places the organism in Eukaryota, Metazoa, Chordata, Mammalia, Rodentia, Spalacidae. Gene Ontology annotation, biological process: glutamyl-tRNA aminoacylation; translation; prolyl-tRNA aminoacylation. The transcript is spliced from 32 exons. Bases 115 to 4653 code for a protein of 1512 amino acids. The record is from RefSeq and is a predicted model, not a curated record. Gene Ontology annotation, cellular component: aminoacyl-tRNA synthetase multienzyme complex; cytoplasm. Gene Ontology annotation, molecular function: ATP binding; glutamate-tRNA ligase activity; proline-tRNA ligase activity.